AUGAGUCAUGGCAAGCCGGGCGGGUAUCGACCCGAGCCAGAUGAGAUGCUUAGCCCAUGGACCAUCCACGGCAUGGAGUUGAACUUGCUCGGCGCGCUGAGCGGCGUGUGCAUCGGCCGCCUCGCCGUGGAGGUGCGGCAGGUGCUGCACGGCCUGGCCUCCGGCAUCACCUCUUUGCUGCCGGUGCCUCCCCACUCCUGGGCAGUGAUGGAGCGGACAGCGCCCUUUGCCGCGCCCAUGGCCGCGAUGUGUUUCCACAUCUCCUCCUGCGCUGUUCUUUCUCCCUACGUGGUGAUCAGCCUCACAGAGCUACUGCAGGAGGCACAGCUGCAUCGACGGCUGCUUGUGCCAAUGCUCGCGGAGUCCUGUGGCCGAAAGUGCCGCAGGUUCGUGCGCCGGCUAGCGGGUCAAGCAGGAGCCGAGGACGAUGAAGAGCUGAUUUGGUUUGCAGAGGAUGGGGAGGUGGACGAAGAGGUGCCGCCAGAUCUGCCGAGUAGCAGCGUCAUCACACAGCGGGUGCUUUUCGAACGACUCGCGCGGGCGUUUUUGGCGCUCUUAUGGGGCGCCCCGGGGGCGUCGCUGGUCGAGCUUCAUGGGCUCCCUGAGGAGGUGCCGGCGAAGGACUUGCUGCUGCCUGGCAGCGACCAGGACUUGACGGAGAACCUGCGGCCGAACGGCUGGCAGGGUCAGGUGGUGCAGUACCAGAAGGAUGGCAAGGUGGUGGUAGAAACCUUCCGAGGCCUCCGGGUGGUAGUAGAGCCGGAGAACCUCAAGGACUUUGCACCUUCGCACCCCGAGCGCGGGGGGUUCCAUGUGGCCUGGCCUCCGGAGGGCAAUAUGGAGUCCCUUGCCGGCUUUACGGCAAGUGCAGUGGAUGCCUUGGCCAAAGAGGGCUACUGUGUCAUCCAGCUUCCACUCAGUGAUGAGACCACCUCAGAAGCCGCGGUGGAAGUGAAAUGUGGCAGGUACCGGUGGAAGCGCCUGCGCCGGGAGUUCGAGCCCGCGUACCUGGGGAAGCACCAGAAAUGCAAAACUGCAUGGCUGGAAGAAAUGGUGGAGGAGAAGCCGUCGAUGGACAGCCCUCUUGAUCUUCUGGACCUGUAUCUCGCGAGAUUGACGCAGUUCCUGUUGCCCGUGGCCCCGUUCGCCUUGGACUUUGUGCCCCACAGCCGCACCAGCGGCAUGCUGCGUGUGCCGGCCUCUGCCGCGGAGACUGGCUUGGCAGAGGCCGUCAGCGACGAGGACAUCGCCAAGGGCCUGGUGGACGAGCACGUGGACUUCCUGCGGAGGCGGAAGCUGUGCAUGUUUCUUAUCGCGGACGGCAGUGGCGGGGAGCUGUCACUGUACCCCAAGGACGGGGAUCAGGUCACCUUGAGCGCGGAGCCAGGGAAGCUGGUGGUGUUCCGCCACGACCGGAUGAGCUACACCUACCGGCCGGAGUCGGAAGAUGACCUGGUCUUGCAGGCUUGGGUUUUGACUGCGCCGGCACAGUUUCAGUUCGCCAUGAUGGACGGGGAUCAGAAGUCCAAGGACGAGCUCUACGGCUUGGUGUCCGGGCCCAACACGCCGGAAGGACGCAGAGUCUGCGUCUUCGGGGUGGGAUUGAACUUGCCCGGGGCGGCCUUUGAGCAUCUGGACAACUACUGGUGCGCAGUAUCGAUGGGCACCGAUGGCUACACCAAGGCGCCCAUCGAGCGCUUUGAUAUUGACGCCUACACACGCACGGGUGAGAACUGGUCACCUGGCUGGACCUACACCAUCCAUGGCGGCUACUGCAAGGACAUCUUCUCUUUCGACAACGAUUUCUUUGGAGUGCCAGAACCAGAAGCUUGGUUGCUGGCGCCAGCCAGUCGCCAGCUCCUCGAAAGAAGCUAUGAGGCUUUGUUCAACACCGGGCUGCGAAGAAAGGACGUCAGAGGCAAGAAGAUGGGUGUGUACAUUGGGCACAGCGGAGAUGAUUGGAGUGUGGAUCCCAGAUUCACCGCUGGCGGCACGGACGCUCACAAGUACGCCUACCAAGCCCGGAAGUGGUCCUGCAUCGCUGGGCGGAUCGCUUACACGCUGGGCCUCCAGGGUCCGCAGGCGUUGCUGGACACCGCCUGCUCCUCCGCCCUGGUGGCCUACGGCGUGGGGCACACGGCGCUGCGCCAGGCGCUGCCGGACCAGGGCCCUGCGGGGGCCAACUCGGGCAUCACCGAGGCGCUGAUGGGCGGGGCCAACCUGAUCCCCGGACCCGGGAACUACGUGAACCUUUGCGGGCCCCACAUGUUGUCUGUCGCUGGGCGCUGCUUCACCUUCGACAUGUCCGCCGACGGCUUCGAGCGCGGAGAGGGCUCUUCCUGCUUCUAUGCCCGCAGCGAGGAGUCGGUUCCGCGAGACGCGCUGGCCACGGUGAUUGGGGCCUGCCUGAAUCAGGACGGGCGGAGCGCCAGCAUGACGGCGCCCAACGGGCCCUCGCAGCAGGAGUGCCUCCGGGGCUCCAUGCGGGAGGCCGGGCUCACGGCGAAUCAGAUCACCUGCUCCGAGCUCCACGGCACCGGCACCGCGUUGGGAGACCCCAUCGAGGUGGGCGCGCUGAAGGGGGUCAUGCAGAAUAGGAAGGCGCCCAUCAUGCAGACCAGCGCCAAGAGUCACAUCGGGCACCUGGAGGCCAACGCGGGACAGGCCGGGAUCAUCAAGUGCAUGAUCAUGUGUAACUCCUGCGCGGGUACUCCCAACUGUCACCUCUUCAGCCUCAAUCCUCACCUGGACGUCAACGGGUACCCCACCGUGUUCAACACCGAGUUGGCGGAGUACGGGGAUCAGUCCGGGUACUCGGGGGUGUCCUCCUUCGGCUUCGGCGGCGCCAACGCGCGCGCGGACGUCUUCGCCAUCGCCUCCCGAGGGCCCAGGAAGUCCGGGAAGGUGAGCUUAGAGAAGGUGGACUACGUGGUGGUGACCUGUCCCUUCGACGAGGGCCCCAUGCACUACACGGAUGGCCGAGAGGUGCCCACCUCCGGCACCCGGAUCUUCAGGAACAGGGGCAGGUAUCACUGCGACAGCAUCCGGGACGAGUUUGACACCUAUGACUACAACAGCAGCUUGUACGAGGGAAAGUACCAGAUGAGUCCUGCAGAGGAGGUGGCAGGGGAUAAGCCGGACACGGGCAUUAGCAUCUUGGGCUCCUGGGAUGGCUUCAAGGAUGCAGUCGAGAUGACUCCAGGUGAGGAUGAUGAUAGCUGGAGCUGUUUGGUCAAGCUCGGCGAGACCCGCUACGAGAGGUUCCAGUUCCGGCUGUCAACCCAAUUCGACGCAGUGAUCCAUCCGUAUGUGAACAACGGCUCGAUGAUGACGCGGGUGGUCGGGCCCCAGACUGCCGGCGAGGACAAGUUCUGGCUGAUCGACGGCCGCGACGAGGAAGUGCCCACGGGCACGAUUUUCAGAGUGACGCUUCACUGGGGCUUGAGGCUUCAGGUGACCUGGAAACGACUGGACUCGAUGUUGACUUCCGGGCAGAUUGUCGCGGACCGGGCGGUGAUCGGAUCCAAGGCACGGCACAGGUAUUUCGUGGUGGGCUCUUGGACCUCUUGGACCUGUUUGGAGAUGAACCCAGAUUCCAAGAGCCCCUUCCUCUUCGAGACCUACUGCCGCAUCGGCAUCUCUGGGUCUGAGACCUUCCGCUUCGUGAGGGACCAGGACGCGAACCAAUCCAUCUACCCCGCCAAGCCGGCGACGAACUCCGAGGCCUCGGAGGUGCCGGUACGGGGGCCCGACGAGCUGUGCAACGACAAGAGCUGGCGGAUCUCAGGGAGACAAGGAGAUCAGCUUCGCAUCCAGCUCAAAAUCGUUGACGCCAUGAUCACGGUGAGUGUAUCAGGUGUCACCAAGGCAGAUUCAGGAUGGUCUGCUAGCGGUAUGACGGGUCCGGCUCGUCACAGCUACUGGGUCCUGGGAAGUUUCAACAACUGGACACCAGAGCAGAUGCUUCCCGGAGAAAGGCCCGGGGCCUUUGUGCUUCGAGGGAUUGCUGGCCCCUGUCGCCAACAGGAGCGCUUCACAAUUAUAGUGGAUGAGGACCCAGAUCUGGUGAUGUAUCCGGACGCUCCCGGAAGCGGGGUUCCGCCGGGCACGGCCAUUGUGAAAGGACCUGGUCGGGCAGAAGAUCGCGACUUCCUGCUGACCUGCUUGAAGGAGGGCACGGAGUUCGAGAUUUGGUUGGACUUGGCCGCGCGGGACAAGCGCAAGGUGGUGGAUGUCCGGUGGCUCUCCGAGCACGUGGACGUGCCAAGCAUGCCGGGGGCCUCGAAGCGAGGAGCAACCCUGCGGCUCUUGAGGUGCAUCCUGUGCGAGAUUCGCAUAGUGCUCUGCCCCAUCACCGGACAGUUCUUCGUGAAGCCUGCGGUGCUGCACGGCUCGGUCUUUGAGGAGCGUGCAGCCAGACGGUGGGUUGCAAGUACAGGUCGUCAUCCAAUCUGGCGAGGAAUCGAAUGCCGGCUCGACGACCUCCGACCUGCUUCGGAGGUUGAGGCGCUGUGCCGGCGCUUGGCUGCCUCCAAGGGCUGGGUGCGGUGCUGCGCGGCCGGAGCUGAGCUGAAGGCAGUCCUGACGGUGCCCGGGCCUGCGGACAUCGAGGGGGGCGGGACCUAUGGCAAGACCAUCUCCAUGGCGGGCUCCGGCGGACGGCCCAUCAUCCAACCCUUCGAGGGCUACGGUGCCGAUGCGUCGAAAUCCAAGGGCAAGAGGGGCGGCAUAAGCGCUGACAAGGAGUUCCUCCAGAAGGUUGGCCUGGGCGUGGCCGGGGUUUGGCUGCUGGGUUGGCUGCUGAUGGGGUGGGACCUGCUGUGGCCGCUCUACCUGGUAGGUGACAUGCUGGGCGGCAUUUGGUCGUAUCCACCCUUCUCCUGGUUCUCCUGGCUCUUCAGCGGCUGGUUCUCCCGAGGGGCGCCUUUGCUCAAUCAAGGGCAGCCGGUGGAGGAGGCUACUUUACCUCAAAGUCAGGUAUCUCAGUACGUCGAUAGCUACGUGCAGCAGUACGGAGACGCGGCCUUGAUCUUCUCGACCCACGAUGGGUACCCCCAGAUUGUCCGGGAGCUCCUCACGAACGACGAUCUGGGGUACAGGGACCUCAUUGAUGCUCGGGACGACAGCGGAAACACGGCCCUGAUCUAUGCUUCCGCCAAGGGCUUCCGGCAGUGCACGGCGGCGCUGCUGCGCGCGGGCGCGGACCCGGAGCUGCCCAACGAGGGCAACGGUGGGCGAACCCCUUUGAUGGAGGCUGCAGGUGCUGGUUACAAAGACAUUGUACAAGCCCUGCGCAUGAUGCCCAACAUCUCGGUGGACAUCGCGGACGACCAUGGCAACACGGCGCUGCACUAUGCCGCGUACCACGGGCAUCUGCCGGUGGUGCUGGAGCUGUUGAAGAGCAACCCCAACAAGGACCUGAAGAACAUUUAUGGCCACACGGCCGCCAGUUAUGCAGCGUCCAACAAGUUCAAGGGGGUGGCGGAUGUCCUGAACCGAGCAGACCCUGUGAGGUCGCAGAGGAGAGCCAAGGAAAAAGAGAAAGCGGACGAGGAAGCGCAGAAGGCGAUUGAAGACAAGAUCAAGGAGCACCUGAGCUCGCUGAAGUCGAAGGAAGAGAAGAAGCGAGUGAAGGGCAAGGCUGAGGACCUGCACGAGAAGGAUGGGGAGGCGCAGCCAGUGCCGGCAGCGCCGCAGCCUGCUGUGCCGCAGCGGGCGCACCCGCGAUCCACGCCUCCCAAGCGGGAGGACGGUCAGCUGCAGCCCCAGCCGGCCUCAAGGUCAGCAAGCACCGUCAUCAAGGCGAUCGACCCCCCUGAUGUCUGGGCGGGAGACGUCCAAAGCCCAGCCCGCACCCUCGUCAAGGCGAUCCACUCCUCCGGCAUCUCGGCGAUCAACUCCCCCCACAGCGGGGCGGGGGCGGAGCAUGACCAGGAGCUGAAGCAUCAGAUCGGCUCCUUGCGCAAAGACUUGCACGUAGUGCGGGAGAACGUGGAUGCGCAGCUGCAGCACCCGGAGGAGCAGCGCCUGGCCAACGUCCUGCGGACGCGGAUGAACUCCUUGUGCUCGGAGCUGGCGGACUGCGGCAUCGAGGCCCUGCACCUUUGCGCGAACUUGGGGCACCGCUCCAGCGAGGCGGCAGUGCUGAGGUCCCGGAGCGCCCCGGGGGGGCACGUGUGGCGCCAGGCGAGCCAGGCAAAUGCGCCCAUGCCGUGCGCCUUCGGAUGCCCGGGCACCUACCCCAUCGCGCGGAUGGCGACCAGUCCGCCUUUGGCCUUCGCCUUCAACCCAAACGCAGGCUCCCCGUCCCCGCGCCUGGCGCGGGCCUCCGCGGAGCCGGUGACCAACAGCGUCUUCCGCAGCUUCAGCCAGCCGCGGGAGUACCAGCACUCCAGGGCCCAGAGUGGCACCAGCGACAUGCGGCAGCCUUCGGCUCAGCUACCGCUGCAGCCACCGAGCCCGGUGAACGUGUUGACGGCAGCCGCCAGCACGUCGAGCCUCGGGAGCAGCUUUUUGCGGCCCUUGGUGUUACCCAUGGGCGCCACAGUCAUGACGAAGGGAUCCCUGGGUGGCCCGCUGUCGCCCAAGGAGACCCUCACCAGGCCCCGCGCCCCGUCUCCAGGCCCUCCGGGCCCGCUGCUGUCUCGCUUCGAGCGGGACGCCAUCACCUGCGACAGCUGCGGCACCUCAGGCAAUCGCUUGGCUGACGAGAUGGAUAUGGCUAGACCAGAGAAGCUCGCUGAGGAGGAGCGCAAAGAGAAGGUCCUGAACGAGGUCUGCAAAAUGGCCGGGCGCAGGGCCGGGAAGUUGAAGGAGCGGCUCAUGGCGGCCACCGCCAAGGUGAGAUCACGCUCAACAAGCAUAGGCCCCAGCAAGAAGCAAGCCAUGGACCCCGUGCGCGAGGGCUCGCCCUUCGGGAACCCGGCCCAAUGGCAUAAGCCUGGCAGGAUCCCGUCGUAUAUGAAAGAGUCAGGCGGCUGGUCGCCCCGGCGGCCGUCCAGGCACUGGACCUCGGAGAACUUGGUGCCCGGGAGCCCGGACUUCGAGCCGAGCACGGAGAGCGCGCGGGACGGAGUGAGCGCCGCGGAACGGAAGGCGCUGGAGGAGCAGCUCACCAAGCUCCGGCGCCAUCACGAAGAGGCUGAGUUGAAGUCUCAAAAAAAGAUCGUGGAGCUGCUGGAGAAGCAGGCGGAGCAGCAGAGGGGGCUGGACGAAGCCAAGGACAAGCAUCGGGAGUACCAGCUGAACCACACGGAGCUGCAGAUGAAGGUGGAGGAGCUGGAAAGCAAGCACCGCUCCAGCCUUCUCCGUGCUGAGGAGGAGGCGGACCGGGCAAGCUCCAUCGCUGAGAAGCACUCGGAGGCGAAGCUGGAGCUGGAGCGGCACAGGCAGCGGGCCGACGCACUAGAGAAGGAGCGGGAUCAGCACGCUGAGGCGGCCAAGCGCCAUCAGGAGCAUGCGCAGAAGGCUCACCAGGAGGUCUCAGAUCAGCUGACCAAGUUGGAAGCGCACCAGAAGGAGAUGUCCUCCCUGCGGGAUCAGCUUCAGAAGGCCCACGAGGAGAAGCGCAAGGAGGAGGACCGGAUCCGGCAGAUGGAGGAGGAGCUGACCAGGCUACGUGGAGGUGCCGCGAGUCCAGCCCCGGUGCCUCCGGCGCCGGUGCCGGUUACGGAGGCUCCCACGGAGGCCCCGGCCACGGAAGCGCCGGCGCCGGAGGCACCAGCGCCGGAGGCGUCGGCUCCGGCGCCCGCUGAGAGGACGGAAGCCCAAGCUGAACCUGUUCCCGAUGCUCCGGAGACACCAGCGGCGGCUGAAGGAAGCAAGCCGAUCGAGAGCUGA
This is a messenger RNA of Effrenium voratum, 7839 nucleotides long. The record is from the annotation of a GenBank genome assembly. NCBI's taxonomy places the organism in Eukaryota, Dinophyceae, Suessiales, Symbiodiniaceae.